UGGCAAUAUAAGCAAACCCGUUUUGGUGGGUUGCUUCGCAUACGGUACUUCACCGUCGUACGGAAAAGCGCGAGCACAGCGAGCGCAGGAUCUGCGCCCUCCCUCGCCUGAGUUGUUCUUGCUUCUGAGUCAGGUCGUGGAGUCAACUUCCCAAGUGCUCGACACUCCGGAGGACGAAGCGAUGGAGCUGAUUGGUCUACCCGACUGGUUGCUGCUUGCGGCAACCGCGGUCAUACUGCUGUAUUUGUAUGUUGGGAGGCACCGGAACUACUGGAAGCAGCAGAAUAUUCCCCAAGAAGACUUCUCCUUGAUUAUUGGUCCGGCGACGCGCCUUAUUUUGCGGCCCUUUCACGAGAACGAUACUAGGCGUUACCAGAAGUUGGGCAGAGUUUUUGGCAUCUACGAGGGAUCGCAACCGACUCUGCUCGUCGGUGAACCAGAACUCGUGAAGCAGGUACUGGUGAAGGAUUUCCCGUUGCUGUGCAAUAGACGGCAGCUGAAGUUCUUCGACCCUCUUCUCGACAACAUGAUGUCCAUCGCCCCCGUGGAACGGUGGAGAAAGAUAAGGCCGUCGGCAAGCCCGGCGUUCACCACUGGGAAACUCCGCAGGAUGAACGAGAUGAUCCAAGCCUGCGCCGAAAUAACGUCAGAACACCUCAAGAACGCUGCUCAGCAGAAAAAAGACAUUGACAUCAAGCAGUUUUACAGUCACUACGCUCUGGAUGUCAUCGCAAGGUGCGCCUUCGGCACGAAGCUGGACUCUCACACCGACGCGACCAACGAAUUCGUGACAAAAGCAAGGAAAGCGUUCUCCGGUGGAAUUACUCUUCCUCUUGUGAUGUUCUUUCUGUUACCCGGCCUAAUGAAGGCCCUGCGAAUAAAGCCGCUCAACUCGGAUGCUUUUGAGUACUUCAAGGACGUUUCUCAGAGCAUUAUUCAAAAGAGGAAACAAAAACAAUGCCGCCAGGAAGACUUCCUGCAACUCAUGAUGGACGCUCGGGAGGGCGCCCUACAGGAAAGUGCCGAAUCUAACCCCGGCAAAGAGUCCUCGGAAAUCUUCAAUCUCGACUCCGAGAUCAAGAACGACAUUGCCUGCGUCUCUAAGGCAUUGUCUGAAGACGAAGCGUUGGCUCAAUGCGUGCUGUUCUUCCUCGCUGGUCAAGACACGACAUCUUCUGUCAUCUCGUUCGCCGUCUACUCGUUGGCACUGAACCCCGAAGUACAGGCCAAGCUUCGCAAGGAAGUCGACGAAUGCUUUGCUACGCAUGGAAAGGAGCCAAGCCUCGAUGCGAUUUCUAAGUUGCCAUAUUUGCAUUGCGUUGUGUCGGAGACCUUGAGGAUGUAUCCACCAGCUCCACGCCUCGAGAGGUCCGCCCUCGAAGACUACGUUCUCGGUGACUCGGGCAUCCGGGUACCCAAGGGUUGCGUCGUAGGAGUACCGGUGUACGCCAUGCAUUAUGACCCAGAGUUCUUCCCUAAUCCAGAGAAGUUCGACCCCGACAGGUUCAGCGAAGAAAACGUCGGUUCCAUACGUCCGUACACCUACCUGCCUUUCGGAGCCGGGCCCCGAAAUUGCAUAGGCAUGCGGUUCGCCUUGCAGGCUGUCAAGUUAUCGCUCCUCCAUUCUGUACACAGCGUGCAGUUCGUGCCCACGGAGAAAACAGACGUGCCGCUCAAAUUCGCCAUUGGCCUGGGCAUUCUGAAUACCAAGAACAUCACCGUGGGCAUCAGAGAAAGGCCCGAGCGAUGAUGUUGGACGAUUAUGUUACACGCGAAGUUAUCAUUGCAUUGUACAGUAUCAUCCGCAUGUACAGUUCUUUCAGCUAACUUAUUGCCUUGAUGCCUGUACAUAUCAUUUCAAAGGAAAACUUCUGUGUACAUAAAGUCACGCUUUGUUUCCUUUAACUGUGUUAUACAAUUUUUAAUAAACAUUGUUUUGCACCGAG
This is a messenger RNA of Rhipicephalus sanguineus (brown dog tick), 1946 nucleotides long. Its product is annotated as cytochrome P450 3A8. The record is from RefSeq and is a predicted model, not a curated record. The transcript has 14 exons. Lineage: Eukaryota; Metazoa; Arthropoda; Arachnida; Ixodida; Ixodidae. Bases 182 to 1750 code for a protein of 522 amino acids. Gene Ontology annotation, molecular function: monooxygenase activity; oxidoreductase activity, acting on paired donors, with incorporation or reduction of molecular oxygen; iron ion binding.